UGUAGCGUUUUUUCAGAAAAAUGUCUGAUCUACCAGCUGGAUGGGAGGAACGCACUUCCCGGUCAACUGGCCAGGUUUACUUCCUGAAUCAAUUCACUAAACAGUCUCAAUGGGAUAAACCUACCACACCAGCACAACCAGCUCCUGCUCAGGUUCGUGCUAGUCAUCUGUUGGUGAAGCACCAGGAUUCAAGGAGACCCAGCUCCUGGAGGGAGGAGAAUAUAACUAGGACCAAGGAGGAGGCACUCGCUAUACUAGAGGAAUAUCUGGAGAGGAUAAAGAGUAAGGAGUCCACAUUUGAAGAGCUUGCAUCAAAAUACAGUGACUGCAGUUCUGCAAAGAAAGGAGGAGAUCUUGGAUUGUUUGGACCUGGUCAAAUGCAGAAACCCUUUGAGGACGCUACCUUUGCUCUCGAUGUUGGAGAGAUGAGUGAACCUACCUUCACUGAUUCUGGAGUACACAUCAUUCUCAGAACAAAAUAGAUCUCAAAUCGUAUACUCAAUUAUUUGUAUGCUUAAUAUUGUUUCGUUUCAGCAUGUUAAGCAGAUUUAUGUUAGGCUGCAAAAGAACUCAAAUAGUAAAUGUAUGAUCCUACAUGUGUCAUUUCAACCCAACAAGUCUGUGGUUUUUAAUCGAUGUAAUUAUUUUACAAUCUAGCGGGCUUAUUUUUUCAG
Molecule: messenger RNA, 674 nt
Organism: Eurytemora carolleeae
Lineage: Eukaryota; Metazoa; Arthropoda; Copepoda; Calanoida; Temoridae
Product: peptidyl-prolyl cis-trans isomerase NIMA-interacting 1
Exons: 5
Coding region: 21-482 (153 amino acids)
Cellular component (GO): nucleus; cytosol
Molecular function (GO): peptidyl-prolyl cis-trans isomerase activity; protein binding
Source: RefSeq, a predicted model, not a curated record